Molecule: messenger RNA, 1209 nt
Organism: Parnassius mnemosyne (clouded apollo)
Lineage: Eukaryota; Metazoa; Arthropoda; Insecta; Lepidoptera; Papilionidae
Source: the annotation of a GenBank genome assembly
AUGAAAUACGUUACAAAAUUUCUUUUAAUAUUCUCUUGUGCUCAGGUGCUACCAUUAAGUGGUUUGCAUGAGUCACAAUUUAUUGCGUCAUCAAGACUAAAAAGACAAAACACUACUGGAGUAUGGCUCGACAAUGUUUUAAAUCCGUCCAAUGGAAACCUACCAAUUAACCAGCAAGCAAUGGAUUCUGGAACUUCUGACAUCGAGGAAAAUCCAUGUAAUUCUAUAGAAAUUGUAAAGCCAAACUUCGACGCUCCUGGUCGCAGAAUAAGCGAAGCAAAAUGUUAUGAAUACAUUUGGGAAAUAAAGAGGCGCGAAGAUGAGUCCAAAAGGAAUGCUGACUGCUUACAAUAUAAACUAAGCCAACCAGGUCCAAACAAACCGCAUUUUGUUGUUGGUGGUAGGAUUACAGAGCCUGGAGAAUUUCCGCAUAUGGGUGCAGUAGGAUGGAAAGCGACAUCAGGGACUUGGGUAUUUAAAUGUGGUAGCUCCUUGAUCAGUUCUAAGUUUAUGCUGACAGCUGCACAUUGCUCAAGAGUAUCGUCAAGAGAUACAAGUAUAGCAAACACUACCCCGGAGAUCGUUCGAUUAGGCGACAAAAAUAUCAUUGAUGUGUUUGACAAAGGACGUUAUCCAUAUGAUGUAAAAAUUCAACAAUUCAUCGUACAUCCUCAGUACAAGGCUCCGAAAAAGUAUUUCGAUAUAGCUAUUAUACAACUGGAGCAUGAUGUGUAUUUCACUAGACAUAUACAACCCGCUUGCCUUUGGACCCAUUCCGAUACCAGUUCUCUUGGAACGAAAGCCACAUUAACUGGUUGGGGCGUAAUAGAAACGGCAAAGUUACUAACGUCUCCGGAACUACAAGCUGCCGUAGUAGACAUACUUGAUUCAACACUAUGCGACAAUUUACUGAAGUCCUUAUGUAAUCGAUUAUGGUGCGGGAUGAUGGAAAGUCAACUUUGCGCUGGAAUAUUAGCUGGUGGCUUUGACGCUUGUCAGGGGGAUUCUGGAGGACCUUUACAAGUGAAGAUAAAUUUACCUAAUAAUAAUCAAGGCUCCAUUCACUAUUUGAUUGGCGUUACAUCUUUUGGCAUUGGAUGUGCCCGUGCAAAUACUCCGGGUGUCUACACAAGAGUGUCAAGUUUUAUAGACUGGAUAGAGGACAUUGUAUGGCGCGGAGAGUCAAACAUAAGUAUGCCAGUCGACUAA